GACCGUAUUCUUGGUGCAGAGAUACCCGGGCAAGAUCACGAUGGCUACGAUGCAGAUCCAAAUUUCUUCUAUGGAACGCAUCAAGCCGAGACUUCAACAACGCCCUGGGCGCCUCAAAAGAUUGAGGCUCGCUAUGACGAGGAGGCCUCAGGAAGCUCCUGCGCCUGCACCACCCACCACCUCACCACCAGUCACUGUCACCACUACUAUCAAAACUCAUUUACGACACCUAUUCUCCCCGUCACCCCAUCAUGCAACGCCGCCCGUUGUCGACGUUCCAUUCGCGAAGGCCAAAGAGCGUAAUGCUGCUGCGGGUGCUCCUGGCCCAGACCCGGACAUCGUACCUGAUGAAUAUUUCGAUACUGCCGAACCGGACCCUGACACACAACAGCAGCAACAACACCAGCAAGCAGUAGCAGUACACACCGACCCUGGCGAACAUGGAGGCGGAAAGUCAUGUGUCUGCUGCUAG
Messenger RNA from Suillus discolor, 472 nucleotides. RefSeq lists its product as uncharacterized. NCBI's taxonomy places the organism in Eukaryota, Fungi, Basidiomycota, Agaricomycetes, Boletales, Suillaceae. The transcript has 4 exons. The record is from RefSeq and is a predicted model, not a curated record. Bases 41 to 472 code for a protein of 143 amino acids.